Molecule: messenger RNA, 589 nt
Organism: Pistacia vera
Lineage: Eukaryota; Viridiplantae; Streptophyta; Magnoliopsida; Sapindales; Anacardiaceae
Product: transcription factor PRE3
Exons: 2
Coding region: 107-382 (91 amino acids)
Biological process (GO): regulation of DNA-templated transcription; regulation of growth
Molecular function (GO): protein dimerization activity
Source: RefSeq, a predicted model, not a curated record
UCUUUUCUCUUCUAAUCAAGUUCACUCACAAGUUUACUUCCCAUUUGUGAUCUUCUUGCUUCUUUUUUAUUACGCUAUUUGUAAUAAUAUAUUAAAUUUGUAGAAGAUGUCUAGCAGAAGGUCAAGAUCAAGGCAGUCCGGAACAUCAAGGAUCACUGAUGAUCAGAUCAAUGAUCUUGUUUCCAAGUUACAACAACUUCUUCCAGAGCUUCGCAAUAGCCGCUCCGACAAGGUUUCGGCAGCCAAAGUAUUACAAGAGACAUGCAGCUAUAUUAGAAACUUGCACAGAGAGGUUGAUGAUCUUAGCGAAAGACUUUCUGAGCUAUUGGCAACAGCUGACACUGCUCAAGCGGCUAUAAUCCGGAACUUACUUAUGCAAUAGUGUAGUACUACUGCUGAGAAUGAAUAUUAGGAGGAGGUCAUUUAAUUUAGGCAAUAUUAGCCAAUCGUCUAUCUUUCUUCUUCUUCUGUACUACUUCCCCUUUUAGGUCUCUCUCUCUCUCUCUGUCACUAGAUUAUUAUUAAUUAUGAACGUAUUAUUAGUUGCAGUUGAGAGAUUAGAAUAUCCUUUUUGCAAACCUAUGUUUAU